This is a messenger RNA of Nicotiana tabacum (common tobacco), 924 nucleotides long. Its product is annotated as FBD-associated F-box protein At5g38590-like. The record is from RefSeq and is a predicted model, not a curated record. NCBI's taxonomy places the organism in Eukaryota, Viridiplantae, Streptophyta, Magnoliopsida, Solanales, Solanaceae. Gene Ontology annotation, molecular function: protein binding.
AUGGAGAGCGUAACAGCAGACAUAUUGCCUGAUUGCCUUAUUCAAAAAAUACUCUCUUAUUGUUCUUUUAAAAGAGCAGCCAAGAUGAGUAUUCUCUCCAAAACAUGGCUACAGGCUUGGUUAACUCUUCCCAACAUAAAAUUCAGAGCUCGUUAUUAUAAGAACGCGGAAAUGACGGACACAAUCCUGGAGAGAUACAGGGACAACAACAUCGCUAUUGACAAGUUUGAAUUUUUAAAUUGUUUAGAAUCUCAUUCUCGUGAAGUUUUUUUCUCUUCGAUUGUUAAGUGGCUUGAUAUCGCUCUUCAGAAUGGUGUAAAAGAUAUAGUGUAUAAAGAUCCUAGACGCUUGACUCUACUUAAUAGUUGUCCUUUGAUUGACACUUUCAUCCUUGAGUAUUGUCCGGGUUUGGAAAAGAUUGAGCUGUUGAAUCUUCUAAAGAUCAAGUCAGUUUCUAUUAAGACACGUGGAAACCAGCGUGUUAAAAUUCAAGCACCAACUCUUGAACGCUUGUUUUGUUGUAGUGCUUUAGGAGAGUCUCCUAUGUUGGAAGUUGCCGAAUGUCAGAAUCUGAAAUCUUUAGAGCUUUCAGGGUUGGAAAGGUUUAAGAUUUGCGGGAGCCAAUCCCUAAGGAUCAUGAAGAUUAAGGAUCGCGAGGACAUAGCUGGAGAGAAUGAUGCUUCAAAUUUGGUAUCACUUGAGUAUAUGGGAGAUCAAAUUCCUCAGCUUAAAAUUGCAAAAGAGUCAAGCCAAUUGAAGAGCUCAGAUAUCCGUCUUGAUUUGUGGUCCGGCAACAACUUAAAUGCUUCAUGGUUCCAUAAAUUGAGGAUAUUCCUAUUAAGAAAUCAGCAGAAAAUAUUCAUUCAGUUACGAGCUGCAAUACUUGAUCAAUCCUUGACUAAUUUGGAUUUGGGAGCUUGUUAA